Cheilinus undulatus (humphead wrasse) is the source of this 1910-nucleotide messenger RNA. Its product is annotated as ATP synthase subunit a-like. NCBI's taxonomy places the organism in Eukaryota, Metazoa, Chordata, Actinopteri, Labriformes, Labridae. The coding region runs from base 1116 to 1910 and encodes 264 amino acids. The record is from RefSeq and is a predicted model, not a curated record. The transcript has 2 exons.
CCAGUCACUGGUUGGACCGACUGUGAAAACAUCUCUGCUAGAAAGCAAACAUUUUAGAGAAACUUAGAAUCUACGCUUGGAAAUUAAACUUCAGGACACCUGAGGAAGAAAAGUUUUUCAAGACACCUGCGGAAAAUGUGUACCUACGUUAUGGACCGCAUGCUGACCCAGAUCAGAGGUUGGCUAGCCGGCUGUGCAGGUGAUGUCUGUCAGCUGGCUGCUCCGGCUCAAGCAGCUCCUCGUCCUGAAGGUUCUCUUUCUGCUCCUGCUAAUCAUGCUGCUUCUCCAGUGGCUAAUCAACCCAUUCUUGCAGCUCCUUCUGCUGCGCCUGCAAUGGUCUUUGCUGCUCUUGCUGAUCCUGCAGCUCUUCCUCGAGCUGAUGUUCCUGAUCCUGCAGCUCUUCCUCGAGCUGAUGUUCCUGAUCCUGCAGCUCUUCCUCAAGCUGAUGUUCCUGAUCCUGCAGCUCCUCCUCGAGCUGAUGUUCCUGAUCCUGCAGUUCAUCCUGUUAAUCAUUUUGCUCCUGCUGCUGUCCCUGUGUGUCGUUUACCUAAUGCUGAAGCUCUGCCCAAUGCCGUUCCCGCUGAUCCUCCAGCUCCCACUUCUGCUUUUGCAGCUCUCCCUGCUGUUCCCUUAGCUGAUCUUCCUGCACCUGCAGCUCCUGUAGCUGGCCUUCCUGGACCUGCAGUUCGUCCUGUUGAUCUUUAUGCUCCUGGUGCUGUUCCUGCAAUCCCUUUACCUAACGCUCAUGCUCUGCCCUGUGCUGCAACUGCGCCACCCCCUGCUUACCCCUUAUCUCCUCCAUCCUCUUACCUUUCAGCUUUUCAUCGUGCUUACCCCUUUGCUUACCCUCCUGUUUACCUUCCUGCUCACCCCUCAGGUUAUCCUCCUGCUAGAAUGUUGGUUCAUUUUGUUGAUCCUUUGCCCCCUCUCCAAGAUGAUGAGCCUAACCCUUGCCAAGAUGCUGAUGUCCAUGAUCAGCUUGUUGAGGAAGAUGAUGAGGAAUCCUAUUGUAGCGAUGAUUUCUUACAGUACAGCUAUGAUAAUGAGGAUAAUUUUACUGAGAACAUCGGUCCGUAUGAUUCCUACUCUGAAUCCUGCAGCUGUUCCUGGAACUGAUGUUCCUGAUCCUGCAGCUCUUCCUUGAGCUGUUGUUCCUGAUCCUGCAGCUCUUCCUCAGGCUGAUGUUCCUGAUGCUGCAGCUCUUCCUCGAGCUGAUGUUCCUGAUCCUGCAGCUCUUCCUUGAGCUGAUGUUCCUGAUCCUGCAGCUCUUCCUUGAGCUGAUGUUCCUGAUCCUGCAGCUCUUCCUUGAGCUGAUGUUCCUGAUCCUGCAGCUCUUCCUCGAGCUGAUGUUCCUGAUCCUGCAGCUCUUCCUUGAGCUGAUGUUCCUGAUCCUGCAGCUCUUCCUCAAGCUGAUGUUCCUGAUCCUGCAGCUCUUCCUUGCGCUGAUGUUCCUGAUCCUGGAGCUCUUCCUUGCGCUGUUGUUCCUGAUCCUGCAGCUCUUCCUCGAGCUGAUGUUCCUGAUCCUGCAGCUCUUCCUCGAGCUGAUGUUCCUGAUCCUGCAGCUCUUCCUUGCGCUGAUGUUCCUGAUCCUGCAGCUCUUCCUUGCGCUGAUGUUCCUGAUCCUGCAGCUCUUCCUUGCGCUGAUGUUCCUGAUCCUGCAGCUCUUCCUUGCGCUGUUGUUCCUGAUCCUGCAGCUCUUCCUCGAGCUGAUGUUCCUGAUCCUGCUGCUCUUCCUUGCGCUGUUGUUCCUGAUCCUGCAGCUCUUCCUAGAGCUGAUGUUCCUGAUCCUGCUGCUCUUCCUCGAGCUGAUGUUCCUGAUCCUGCAGCUCUUCCUCAAGCUGAUGUUCCUGUUUCUGCAUCUCCUCCUCGAGCUGAAUGUAAGAAGCAAAGUUAUUUUCUACUUUUUGUAA